UAAAUAGUGUAUUAAGUUUUUUUAGACGUUAGUGGCAUAAAAAGGCCGCAGUUUGCAUUCAGUGCGGAAUGAAAAACAGCUGGAGCGCCAAAAUGGCCGCCCUCAUUAGCGGUCCAGAUGCAGGCGCUGUGCGCCUCGCAGUCGUGAUCUUUACGCCGUGAGACGGCGGCGUUCGUAUCACAGUGGAAUUCACAACGCCCCUAAUCAACCCAGUCGUCGCGUCGCCCUUGUUGAACUGAGGAUCAAGAUGAAGUUCACCGAACACUUGGCCGCGCACAUCACGCCCGAGUGGCGCAAGCAGUACAUCUCGUACGAGGAUAUGAAGACUAUGCUCUAUGGGGCCGUGGAACGAGCACCAUCUGCAGAAGUGGUGGAACAGAGUGUCAUUACAAGGUACCUGGCAUCAUUUGAUGAAGAAUUCUUCCAGUACUGUGACAAGGAGCUGGCCAAGAUCAACACUUUCUAUUCUGAAAAACUAGCCGAGGCAACACGAAAGUUCAGCAACCUCAAGUCCGAGCUGAACAACUACAUCAGCAAGCUGGAGUCGCACCGGCUGAGUGGCAGCGCAGCUGUCGGUGGAGGAGGGGGUCGACUGGGUCUGAUGAAGGCCUUCGACCGGCAAGCACAGGAGGUCAAAAUCCACACGCGCAAGAUUCACGACCUGAAGCUGGCCUUCAGUGAGUUCUACCUCAGCCUCAUCCUCCUGCAGAACUACCAGAACCUAAACUUCACUGGCUUCCGAAAGAUCCUCAAGAAGCAUGAUAAGCUUUUGGGGACAAACCUGGGUGCUCAGUGGCGCCAAAGCCACGUGGAAGCAGCACCUUUUUACACCAACAAAGACAUCGACCGGCUCAUCCAGGAGACGGAGAGCUUGGUGACCUCCAUGCUGGAAGGAGGUGACCGACAGAAAGCCAUGAAGCGGUUACGUGUGCCUCCACUUGGUGAUCAGCAAUCCCCUUGGGUGACUUUCAAAGUGGGCCUGUUUUCUGGGGCCUAUAUUGUACUCAUCAUUGCAGUGAUCCUUUCAGGUGUGUUUAGCCAGACGCGGGACGACUGGCGCAUCGUGUUCCGUCUCUACCGGGGCACACUGCUUAUUAUCUUGUUCAUGUUCCUCAUCGGAGUCAAUGUUUAUGGCUGGCGUACAUCUGGUGUCAAUCAUGUGCUCAUUUUUGAGCUUGAUCCUCGCAACCACCUUUCCGAACAGCACCUCAUGGAGAUGGCAGCCAUCUUUGGUGUCCUGUGGGCACUGAGCGUGCUGGCGUUCCUCUACUCGGGCCCCCUGGCCAUUCCCACAUAUGCCAACCCUCUUGCACUGCUUCUACUCAUGCUGGUGUUUCUGGUGAACCCGUUGCACACCAUGAGGCACCAGGCGCGCUUCUGGCUACUACGAGUGCUGGGCCGAAUUUUCGCUGCUCCUUUCUUCUACGUGGGCUUUGCAGACUUCUGGCUGGCAGACCAGCUCAACAGUCUCGUGCCGGUGUUCAUUGACGCCCAGUACUUUGUCUGCUUUUAUGCGACAGACUUCCAGUGGAUGGAGAAUAGUGAUGCCACUCGCUGUAUGAACCGGCCAGUGAACCUUGCACUGCGACCUGUGCUCGCAUGCCUGCCAGCCUGGUUUCGGUUCGCUCAGUGCCUCCGUCGGUACCGAGACACGCGAGAGGCUUUUCCACAUUUGGCCAAUGCCGCCAAGUACGCCACCACAUUCUUCGUUGUGCUGUUCUCAACACUCUUCAACGUCUACAGGGACAGCUACCUGUCAUCAAGCAGCCACCCAUUCUUUAUCCUUUGGAUCCUGUCGGCAGUGGUCAGCUCUUGUUUCACCUACACCUGGGAUGUCAAGAUGGACUGGGGCCUUUUUGAUUCCAAUGCCGGUGAUAACCGCUUCCUGCGGGAGGAGAUUGUCUACUCUUCCCCGGGAUAUUACUACUUUGCCAUCUUGACGGACUUGGCACUGCGUUUUGGAUGGACGUUAUCAGUGUCUUUGACAGAGCUUGGGGUCAUUCAUUCAGACCUUAUGGUUACCAUCCUCGCCCCCCUUGAAGUAUUCAGGCGUUUCGUGUGGAACUUCUUCCGGCUGGAAAACGAGCACCUGAACAACUGCGGCAAGUUUCGAGCGGUGCGCGACAUCUCUGUGGCGCCCAUCGAUGCUGGAAACCAGGCCCUCUUGGUACGCAUGAUGGACGAGCCUUGUGGCGUCGUCAAUCGUGGGGGCCGGCGGGACCUGCGAAAACGUGCCAACAAGCAUAAGAAGUCAUCGCCAGAGACGAAAAUACUCCUCGAAAGUGCUGAAGGCGAUGACACUGCGGACGUCUAGUCGGCCUCAUCUGCUCUCUGCUUCACCUUGCUCUGGACAUCAUUGCUAGGAGAAAGGCAACAGGCCAGUCUUGGGAGAGCCCCUUACACCUUAAGUGCACCACCAUUUUGUUCCAUCACUGUUGUCUUUGGCUGACACACAUCCUUGCUUUGCACUCUGUCUUGCAUCGCUUGCAGCAUAGGUAAUCACUCUAUCUAUGCUAACAUGUCUGGGUUUUCGACAGGUACCUGAAAUAUAGGUACACUAGUGUUGCUUUUGAAAUGGCACUCCAGAGCAAACUUCUAGAAGACUAUUUUAUUAGUUCUCCAAGCAGAGAGUCGACAUAGGUUUUCUUAUUCAAUUGAGCAUGAAGCAAAAAACCCUUUCCUCUUUGUAUAAGACUGUGCUGUGCUUACGAUGCUUACAAUGGGUGGCAUCAGGAAGUGUUUGAGCUUGAAUCAAGUAAGCAAGUUUGAGCAAGCAUAAAGGGUGGUCUGCUUCUGACAAUUUCAAGUUGGCUUUCCAGCAGAGUUGCAUUUUCAAAAGCAUUUUCACUACACUCAUCAAGUGUAAGCGAGUGGUAAGGUAAUAAGAGCUUGUACUUGUGAAAGGGGCAGUUUCAAACACCAGGCCCGUACCAUCAUUUGCAGAAAAAAAUUCGGCUUGCACAUUUUAUGACAUCAAUAUAUCGGUGGUCAUGCCCGAAGCAAUAAAGCUUUAAAAUGCAGAAAAGGCAAGCGCACCAUUUUUUAUACGAGCUUCAGUAUAAAUGCUGCUAAUGAUUAGCUCUUGCAGCCAUUAUUUCUGCCCUUGCAGUUUCUAGCCAGAUUAUGUCUAAUGUGACAUCAACUGAUUAGAGCAUGAAAUAGUGCAAUCAUACCCAGGUUAAUUGUAAUGUACACAUUUGAAGUGCCAUUGUGAUAAAAAGAAAGCUUGCAUAAGUUGAGUUAUGAGUGAUAUAGCAGCCAGUGUAAAGGGAUGACCAACGUGACAUUUUUUUACACUCUAUUUUUGUGUAUUCUGAAGGUCUGUGACCCAUAAAACUAAAAGAAAUGCGUACCAGCAUUAAAACAGCUUGAAUCAUUAUAGCUUUUCUGCACCCAUUUUCGGUUACACAUGCCGGUGUCAUAGUGAAGGACGCUUUCUUUGUCACGAAAAGACUCCACUCAGGCCCUGUGUAGCAGCAUAAGCAGACAACCAAGUAAGUGUCAAAAUGUUGCACUACUUGCACCACCAGACAGCCACUUUCUAGAAAACACUACAGGAACCAGUUAUAGCAAAGCUAUUAUAAUAAAUUGCCUAGGGUGCUCUCAGGCUUCCAAUGUUCCUUCUGUGGUUCAUAUAUCUAGGACCUAAGUUUAUUGUCUCUAAUACUUUAAAACUUGAGCAGGGUUGAUAUUGAAUUUGGCUUGUGGUGUGUAUUAUCGGCAGGAGUUUUGCGAGACAGAUAAGCAGCGUUGCUCUGCUGCUUAUAUGCAGUUUGCAGGUUAGUGCACCCCAAAUGCAUUUUCUCAUCCCAUAGGAGCCCCUUUAAGUGACAUUUCACGACAAGCGCACUCUUAAUCGUGCUUUAUGUAGUGAUGCUGACAAGAUGAAUGUGAGAUUAGGAACCAUCCUGUGCCUUGUGUGCUAGGAACAUACUUGGAAACUAUUUUUGCUUCCAUUUUUCUUUAUAUAUGUGCUUGAAUUACCGUACUUUCUCAAGAAAAGGGCUCCUCAUAGUUGCGCAGAUAGCUAGCUAUAGCUAAGUGCCAUACUGUGAAGCACUCCUGGAAUGUAACCCACAUUGAGAACUUGUAAUAGCGGCAAUGUGGGCUUCAUAUUUUGCUUUAGUUUAUCGGUGAACAUUUUCUAGCUCCGCCACAAAGUAUCUGUGUGUUAAACAUUUCAAGUGUCUUUCCACUGUGCCUUCGAAGUGCCGUCAUCAGCACAUGCAUAUGCAUGCAUGUUAUUUUGUUCUUUGUUUGUGAAGCAGUGUGAAGCAAAGAACAAAGCAAGGAUGGUUCAGCUUGUAUGUGUGUUUGGUGGAAAUUGCUGGCAGAUGUCAGAGUGACUUCCAUGGCAUGUCAAUCGAGCAAGUUCAGUUGCCUUCUGCUCCAGGGGGUGGCUGGUGACAUUUCGUGACAGAGGAAUUCAGUGAAUGUCUACCAAGGCAUUUUUUCUGGGGAAGGCUUCUAGAUUUCUACUGUUGAGACAUGAGGUGGUAUAGAAGGAAGUAAUGAAAGUCUACUGCUUGAAUGAAUUAUCUUGUGUAAUUAAGUGCGUGUUGGCAAAGGCCAUCAAAAUUUUUUAGGUGGCUUUAAGACCCAAUUUUUUGUCAAGAUAUUUAUUCCGAUUCCCAAACAUUGGAAGUUGCCUGAUAUUAGUAGCAACAUUGUCAUUUUUAUUGAGCAACUUCUUAUAUAUUCAUUUUAGCUCUGAUAUUGAUUUCAAAGAUGGGUCGUAACCCGAAGUGUGUUUGUAACUAGAAACCCCACAGCAGGCACUAUGUAGUUCCUGGAUAUCUCGUCUCCUAACCGGCUUAACAUUGCCUUUAAGAGUAACAUGCUGCUGAAGAUGCAGAAAUCUGAACGUGUAAUUCACGUAUAAUGUUUUGUUGGUCUUUGUGGAAGUAAUCUGUGUACGAGAUUGGUGCCAAGGCUGGAUUUAAGUCGUUAUACACACGUAUUAUCGGUGUUUUCAGAAUUUUACCUUGGCAUUCAGGUCAGUGCUACAGUAGUGCCACAAAUUAUGAGCACCAGUAUAGGAUGUUGAAGCAGCAAGCUAAGAUAAUGUAUUACCAGCCUGGUGAUGCUCAGGAAGGUGAAAGUAAAAUUAAUUCUUCCCAAAGACUGAGCAGCUUGUAGCAGAAAGGGAAAGCAAUGUGUUUUCUUCUGGUUACUACUUGAUGUUUCCUCAGUCACCUUAUCUAACCGCUAGUCAUAGGUUAAACAUAAUUGGAAUGUUUGGUUACUACCAGGGUAACAUCACUGGUCAGACGUGAGGAGGCCAUUGCACUUCUAUAAUGGUUAUAUAGAUACAUAUUGCAGACAGGGUGUAGGACAGCUAUGCUAAUCUAGACAUGGGUCAUACUGAACAAUUCUGAGCUAACUUUGUUUACCACAUUAGCAGCACAGCGUCACUAAUAUUUUUAACCUAGGAGAUAAGACUGAAACAACAUUGAUGUAUUCCCCUUUUUCGUCUUGCUGUACACCAUUUUUUGUGUGGUUUGGCCGAAGCCAUAAAACAGAACUCAAACUUAGGGGCAUUGUGUUAUCAGCAUUAAAAGAAUGCAGAUGCCAGUUUUUACAAGGCCUUGCAACAGCAAGAACGAUUUCCAACCUUGUCAUCUCAAUGUAAUUUGUCACGAUCGAGCAUGAGCAUGACACAAUGAAUUUGGUCACCAAUCUUUGUAAUUGUCACUUUUUGCAAUUGCCAUGAGUGUGUGCAGUUUUCAGCAUCCAAAUUGGUGUCCACUGUACACACAAAAUGCAGGUCGGCUGUGACACUUUUUUUUUUUCAAGGAACUAGUUACUCACGCACUAGUUCACUUCAGUCGUACUAGCAAGUCUGUUGCGAUAACAUUUCUGGUAUAGUCUGUGUCGGAUGCAUACACACAUUUUAGAUGUGUACUUUUGCUCAUUUCAAGGGAUAACCCUUCUUUGUGCUCCUAUGUUUCUCAUUCGAGGUUCACAAACGAGUAGGACUCGUUACGUUGUCAUUCCACAAUCAUUGAGCUCUUAUUAGAGUUGGCAAUUAUUUUCCAUGCAUUUCGACAGUAUCUGCUAAAAGUGCAUUUUACGUAGCAUUUCUUUUGUCUGUUCCAUUAAUGCCUUUAGUCAUGUAUGAUAUAAUUCAACAACUGUGUUUCCAAUGGUAAACUGUGACAUUUUAAUGUUCAUUUUGUGCAUGGUGUACUCAAUUAACAGCUUCUGUCCUGUGCACUUGACUUGUUGCAACUGUGAGACUCUCUAACUUGUGCUUGUUAGCUUUUGUUUGUAUCCUUUGCCAUACAUAUUUAUGUAGCACUAUUAUUUAAAGUGGGUUUUAUAUGCUUGCAACGAAAUUUCAGUCAGUAUUCUAUUAGAAGUGCACAGGCCUGAAACUUUUUUUCUAACAGCAUUUUCAUUUGUCACACCGGUGUGCUCGUAUAUCAUUUACAAACUGCAAUAUUUUUAAAUCGAACUUUUUUAAAAUAAUUUUGCUAUGCUUUCUUUUGAAGGCUCCCGAGUUUACAUAGAUUUAGUACUUACAUUGAUCUCUCCAAUCGAAAAUGUUUUAGUGGAGGAAGAGUGUUGGUUGAUAUGUGAAAUACCAUUGGAUUUAUGUUUGAAUUAUACCGGUGAGAUGUGAGAUGACACCUUUUGGUGUCCUUUUUUUUGCCUUUUUUUAGUGCACUCUAGUUUUUAUGAGAAACUACUAAUAGUGUUAGAAAUAAAUAUUUUUUUUUAAAACUGCCUUA
Molecule: messenger RNA, 6734 nt
Organism: Rhipicephalus microplus (southern cattle tick)
Lineage: Eukaryota; Metazoa; Arthropoda; Arachnida; Ixodida; Ixodidae
Product: solute carrier family 53 member 1
Biological process (GO): cellular response to phosphate starvation; phosphate ion transport
Cellular component (GO): cytoplasm; Golgi apparatus; plasma membrane
Molecular function (GO): inositol hexakisphosphate binding; phosphate transmembrane transporter activity
Source: RefSeq, a predicted model, not a curated record